This is a messenger RNA of Pogona vitticeps (central bearded dragon), 2481 nucleotides long. RefSeq names its product LIM domain only 3 (gene LMO3). The record is from RefSeq and is a predicted model, not a curated record. Lineage: Eukaryota; Metazoa; Chordata; Lepidosauria; Squamata; Agamidae. Gene Ontology annotation, cellular component: nucleus. Gene Ontology annotation, biological process: positive regulation of transcription by RNA polymerase II. Gene Ontology annotation, molecular function: DNA-binding transcription factor binding; transcription coactivator activity.
UUAUGCGCGCGCGUGCGUGUGUAUGUAGGUGCGUACAGGUAAACUAGGUAGAUCUUCCCCAUCUAGAGGGACACCUGUAGCUCUAAGGCUGGGCGACCCCCCCCAUCCUUCCUCGGAUCCUCCAAGACCUCAUAAGCGGAAAAGAGCCACGUAAGAACUCAAAAAGAGGCGCAUUCAGGGAGGCUCUCCUCUCCCCCCCCCCCCCCGGUCUUUCUCUGGCAUCCGAUCCCUCCGUCUCGCCGCCUUUUCUUCCUUCUGUCAACAAUGCUGCGUUCUGAUCUUCCUCCAAGGAGAAAAGCUAGAAAAACAGUGUCCCGGGUGCGGGCAGCUCACCAUUACCUUGGUUUUUAAUUGAGGAGGUAUACAAAUGCUCUCUGUCCAGCCAGACACCAAACCGAAAGGUUGUGCUGGCUGCAACCGUAAAAUUAAAGACAGGUACCUCCUAAAAGCCCUGGACAAAUACUGGCAUGAAGACUGCCUGAAGUGCGCAUGCUGUGACUGCCGUUUGGGAGAGGUAGGCUCUACCUUGUACACCAAAGCCAACCUUAUCCUGUGCCGCAGAGACUACCUGAGGUUAUUUGGCGUUACGGGAAACUGUGCUGCGUGCAGCAAACUCAUCCCUGCUUUUGAGAUGGUCAUGAGAGCCAAGGACAAUGUUUACCACCUGGACUGUUUUGCAUGUCAACUUUGUAAUCAGAGAUUUUGCGUGGGAGACAAAUUUUUCCUAAAGAACAACAUGAUUCUGUGCCAGACGGACUAUGAGGAGGGUUUAAUGAAAGAAGGUUAUGCGCCCCAAGUUCGCUGAUCUGAUGCCUCCCUGCUAAGAAUAUUGAAGCACUACAUUUUUAUCUUUUCUGUUCUUCUGUUUUUUGUUCAUCCUGUAUAUAAGAAAUGAUGGUGGAACCUACUGAAUAGUGUAGUUAUAGGGAGACAGGAUGGUCAUGUGGAAUAAAAGGCAAACUGCAGAUAUAUGUAAUGAAAAUUGCACCAGUUCACAGCUGAAUGUUUAUUAAAAGAUAAUGUAUAUACUGCUGAAAGGGGAUUUUUAUUUUAUUUUAUUUUAUUUUGGCUUGCUGUUGGUUUUGGGUUUUUUUCCCCCCUUUUCUUUUUGUGUCAUUUGGCAUGAGAUGCUUAUUUUGGACUAAUGUAUAUAAUGUAUUGUAAUAUUUGAAGCACAAAUGUAAUACAGUUUUAUUGUGUUACCAUUUGUGUUCACGUUUGCUUAUUUGUAUUGUUGCAUUUAGUACAAUCGGUGUCCAAACUUUAUUGUAUAUUUAUGCUUUCUUGUAUCAGCUAUUUUGAAAGAGCUGUAUCUUUCUAGUAAAAACAAAAAAGAGCAAUUAAGAGAGAGAGAAAAAAGAGAGAGAGAGAGAAUUUUAAGAGCCAGUCCCAUGCAUUAUUCUCCAUUUUAAGAGCCUUGAAAAAUGCUGUCGACACUUGAACUAUUUGAUUCAAAAUGUUGAGUACGAACUAGCCAAAGUUAAGGAUUUAGUUCCAUUGACUUGUGGAGGAUAUAUAUUUAACUCUCCCAUUGAAAUUGAUGGGAUUUAGAAGUGCUUAACGUUUGACUGGAUUAUAAUUCUAGCAUGAGCUCAGAACUAAAGUUGCUGAGGUUCAGAGUCUUUUCAGCAGAAUUCCAGCCUCCUCCUGCUGCUGCUGCUGCUUUUUUUGUCUUUUCUUUUCAAGGAACGAUCCUGCUAUUUUAUUUCACACAUUUUGUUGGAAAGUACUUCCCUGUCUUGCUACCAAAUUUGGUGUUGCUGUUUUCAACUUUAUGGGCAGUCAUGGAGCAGACAUUUAAUUAUUGAGGGGGGGCUAUUGUGCUCUGUUAUACUUCCCCCACAGGAAAAGAAAAGAUAUAUUUGCUUGUUUCCGAUAAUGACUGGGAAUGAGGAGCUGAGCCCCAAUGCAACUCAGUGCCUUUGGGUGUCAUGUAAAAACUUUUAUAUGUAUAUAUAUAUUUCUGAAGUUAUUUUAAUGUAGCAUAGUGAUUUCUGCUCUUGUACAGAAAUGUUAUUUUAAAGAAAUCAGUGUCUUUCCUAAACUUGAUCUGCUCUGGGUCCAGCCUGCAUAGGAGAUUGGCUCCUUCCUUAUGGUCAUCCCUGUCCCUAACAUUGACCAAGGAUGCCCUCUUGAGGUGACCAUCUGUAUACCAUCUUGAGACAAUUGGGUCCUUGAGGGAGACAUAUCUUACAGCUUCUCCACAACUGUGGAAACUCUUUCAUGCUGGAGACUUACGGCACAGUGCAUAAUUUUUCAGAAGCAUUGUCCCGGCCUUUUCAUUUCAGCUGCUGUUGUGGAAAUUGGGAAUUUACUUAACUCCCACAGAAUGCUGAGGCUUCGGAGUCUGUUAACUUUUGUAGAUGUGUUGGAUCAAAACUUAACUGGCUAUUGUAAUUUGUUUGUUUCUUAAUUUAUUGUUAUCCAUUCCAAGUUGUUGGGGUGGGGCAGUCUUCAAAUAAAUAAAAUCUAAGGAUUGGA